Messenger RNA from Chrysochloris asiatica (Cape golden mole), 1659 nucleotides. RefSeq names its product CCR4-NOT transcription complex, subunit 6-like (gene CNOT6L). Gene Ontology annotation, cellular component: cytoplasm; nucleus; CCR4-NOT complex. The record is from RefSeq and is a predicted model, not a curated record. Lineage: Eukaryota; Metazoa; Chordata; Mammalia; Afrosoricida; Chrysochloridae. Bases 7 to 1659 code for a protein of 550 amino acids. Gene Ontology annotation, molecular function: poly(A)-specific ribonuclease activity; protein binding. Gene Ontology annotation, biological process: nuclear-transcribed mRNA poly(A) tail shortening. The transcript is spliced from 11 exons.
AUAGGGAUGCCAAAGGAAAAAUAUGAUCCUCCCGAUCCUCGCAGGAUUUAUACCAUCAUGUCAGCAGAGGAGGUAGCCAAUGGGAAAAAAUCUCACUGGGCAGAAUUAGAAAUCUCGGGUAGAGUGCGGAGCUUAAGUACAUCACUCUGGUCAUUGACACACUUGACAGCGCUGCACCUAAAUGAUAAUUACCUUAGUCGCAUUCCACCUGAUAUUGCCAAGCUUCAUAAUCUGGUUUACCUGGAUCUGUCAUCCAAUAAACUCAGAAGUUUACCAGCAGAACUAGGAAACAUGGUGUCUCUCAGGGAAUUGCUUUUAAAUAACAAUCUGUUACGGGUUUUGCCUUAUGAACUUGGUCGGCUCUUCCAGCUACAAACUCUAGGUUUGAAAGGCAAUCCUUUGUCACAGGAUAUUCUCAACUUAUACCAGGACCCAGAUGGAACCCGAAAGCUACUGAACUUCAUGCUUGACAAUCUUGCAGUUCAUCCAGAGCAGCUUCCUCCGAGGCCAUGGAUUACUUUAAAAGAACGAGACCAAAUUCUGCCCUCAGCAUCAUUCACGGUUAUGUGUUACAAUGUGUUAUGUGAUAAAUACGCUACCCGGCAGCUAUAUGGCUAUUGCCCAUCCUGGGCAUUAAAUUGGGAAUACAGGAAAAAGGGAAUUAUGGAAGAAAUUGUUAACUGUGACGCAGAUAUCAUUAGUCUUCAGGAAGUGGAAACAGAGCAAUACUUCACUCUCUUUCUGCCAGCUUUGAAGGAGCGUGGAUAUGAUGGAUUUUUCUCUCCAAAGUCACGUGCCAAAAUCAUGUCUGAGCAGGAGAGAAAGCAUGUGGAUGGUUGUGCAAUAUUCUUCAAAACAGAAAAAUUUACAUUGGUGCAGAAGCAUACAGUGGAAUUUAACCAAGUGGCAAUGGCUAAUUCAGAUGGAUCCGAAGCUAUGCUGAACAGAGUAAUGACAAAAGAUAACAUUGGUGUUGCUGUGGUAUUAGAGGUCCACAAAGAACUAUUUGGAGCAGGUAUGAAGCCUAUUCAUGUUGCAGACAAACAGCUGCUUAUUGUGGCAAAUGCCCACAUGCAUUGGGACCCAGAGUAUUCUGAUGUGAAACUCAUCCAGACCAUGAUGUUUGUCUCAGAAGUUAAAAACAUUCUGGAGAAAGCCUCUAGUAGGCCUGGCAGUCCAACCGCAGAUCCUAAUUCCAUCCCGCUGGUGCUAUGUGCAGAUCUUAACUCAUUGCCAGAUUCAGGUGUUGUAGAAUAUUUAAGCAAUGGAGGAGUAGCAGACAACCAUAAAGACUUCAAGGAACUGAGGUACAAUGAAUGUCUUAUGAACUUCAGCUGCAAUGGAAAGAAUGGAAGCUCAGAAGGGAGAAUCACACAUGGCUUCCAACUGAAGAGCGCCUAUGAAAAUAACUUGAUGCCUUACACCAAUUACACCUUUGAUUUCAAAGGUGUGAUUGACUACAUUUUCUAUUCCAAGACUCAUAUGAACGUGCUUGGUGUCCUGGGGCCUUUAGAUCCUCAAUGGCUGGUUGAGAACAACAUCACUGGGUGUCCACACCCGCACAUCCCUUCAGACCACUUCUCACUGUUAACACAACUUGAACUCCACCCUCCACUCCUGCCUCUUGUCAAUGGUGUUCAUUUGCCUAAUCGGAGGUAG